AUGGAAAUGGGAUACACUGUCCGCGAUGAGGCCUUAAAGCCACUUUUCCAAUUUGGUUUGCCUUCUGACCAUCGAUUAUCUGGUGUUCACUGGUGUGCUCAAAUUGCUUCAGCUAAUGGUUUGCUUUCGAUGUGGGAUCCACCCCCUAACACUAUAUUUAUAUGCAGUCCAAUGACUCGUGAGUAUGUCGAGCUUCCUCCUCAAUCUAGGGACACAAUUACUAGCUUUUUUGGAUUUGGAGUGAGAAGAACAAGGGGCCAGUAUAAGAUUUUAUGUGCUGAUUCCCGUAGUUGUUAUGUAUACACUCUAGGAAGAGGUGCAUGGCUGUGGAGAACCAUCGCACCACCACCAGCGCCAGCACUAGGUCCACCCUAUCUUGGUGAUGCUGCAUUUUUUAAUGGAAAUCUUCACUGGUUGGCAUUGGAUUCGAAAGAAGAUUCCUUUGUUUGUUGCUUUGAUUUGAAAACUGAGCUCUUUACUAGAAUUUCAGUUCCUUGUGAUUAUAUUGCCAAUAGAUGUGGCAAUAUGUGGGUAUAUAUUUUGGAGGGUCGGCUAUGUUUAUACGUUGUUUUAGAUUGGCGUCAUGUCAUUAUUUGGAAGAUGAAUAACUGGGGAUGA
Salvia splendens (bonfire salvia) is the source of this 618-nucleotide messenger RNA. RefSeq names its product putative F-box protein At1g32420. The record is from RefSeq and is a predicted model, not a curated record. Bases 1 to 618 code for a protein of 205 amino acids. NCBI's taxonomy places the organism in Eukaryota, Viridiplantae, Streptophyta, Magnoliopsida, Lamiales, Lamiaceae. The transcript has a single exon.